CCAGUAUCAAGUUGCUCUUGGAGGGUGUGAAGAUAAUUCAUUUCAGUUGCGUAGAGGAUCAGACAGUCACAUAAAUGCAGUAUUUAAACGUAAAAGAAGAUUGCAAAGCCAUGGCUUUCUGUGCAAAAAUGAGGAGCACAAAGAAGAGCGAAGUAAACCUGGAAGCUCAGCAUCAGGGUUUAGAAAUACUUUUCUACCUGCAAGAUAAAAAUCCCAUUUGUUACACCAGUGGCGAGUUUACCUCAGAGGAGCUGUGCAUUGAGGCUGCCCAGAAGUGUUCUAUAUCUCCUCUGUGCCAUAAUCUCUUUGCAUUGUAUGAUGAAAACAAAAGACUCUGGUAUGCACCAAACCAGGUCUUUAAGAUAGAUGAAAAAGCAUCACACCGGCUCCAUUAUCGAAUGAGGUACUACUUUACAAACUGGCAUGGGACUAGUGAAAAUGAACCCUCAGUGUGGAGGCAUUCACCAAGGAAGGCAAAGAACUCUUACGAGAAGAAGCUGGCACCAGAAGGAACCCCUAUACUUGAUGCAAACUCAUUAGAAUACAUCUUUGCACAGGGUCAGUAUGACUUGGUGAAAGGCCUGGCGCCAAUCCGUGAUCCUAAAAAUGAUCAAGAGGUUCAUGAAAUUGAAAACGAAUGUCUGGGGAUGGCUGUCCUUGCAAUCUCUCACGAUGCCAUCAAGAAAAAUGUGAAGCUUCCGGAGCUUCCCAAAGACACCAGUUAUAAGCAUUAUAUUCCCGAAACUUUGAACAAGACUAUCAGACAGAGGAACUUCUUAACCAGGAUUCGGAUAAAUAAUGUUUUCAAGCAUUUCCUUAAAGAGUUUAACAACAAAACCAUUUGUGACAGUAAUGUGUCUUCACGUGAUCUGAAAGUUAAAUACUUGUCAACGAUGGAGACCUUGACAAAACAUUAUGGAGCAGAAAUUUUUGAGACUUCGUUUUUGCUGAUUUCAUCGGAGAAUGAAAUAAAUAGAUUUAAUUGUGGAGGCAAUGAGAUCCUCCCACUAUAUGAAGUCAUCGUAACAGGAAAUAAUGGAAUUCAGUGGAGGCUCAAGCCAAAUACUGUACAGACAGAGAAAGAGAAGAAGAAAAAAUCUGAUGGCAAAACCAAAAAGGAUGAAGAAAAACAUAAAAUUCGAGACUCGUGGAACAAUUUUUCUUAUUUUCCUGAAAUCACCCAUGUUGUCAUCAAGGAAUCUACAGUUAGCAUUAACAAGCAGGAUAACAAAAGAAUGGAAUUAAAACUGUCCUCACAUGAUGAGGCCCUGUCGUUUGCAUCAUUGAUAGACGGGUACUUCAGACUUACAGCAGAUGCCCACCAUUACCUCUGCACAGAUGUGGCUCCUCCACUGAUUGAGCACAACAUAAAAAAUGGAUGCCAUGGACCCAUUUGCACGGAAUACGCCAUCAACAAACUGCGGCAGGUUAACCACAUUCUCAUGACCGUGACUUGUUUUGAAGGCUCAGAGAUGAUAAAUAAUUCAGUCCAGUACAAGAACUUCCAGAUAGAUGUGAAGAAAGGCGGGUACUUCCUACAUGGUUCAAACAAGUCUUUCUCAUCCUUAAAAGAGCUGAUGGAUCAUCUGAAAGGACAAAUACUUCGAACAGACAACAUAAGCUUUACACUGAAGAGGUGCUGCCAACCAAAACCAAGAGAAAUCUCCAACUUGCUAGUUGCAACCAAGAAGGCACAGGAAUGGCAGCCUGUUUAUCACCUAGGGCAGCUGAGUUUCCAUCGAAUCCUCAAGGAAGAAAUCAUGCAGGGUGAACAUCUUGGAAGAGGGACAAGAACACAGAUUUACUCGGGGAUUCUCAACUACAAAGAUGAUGAGAAUGAAGGAUAUCAAAAUGAAAAAGAGAUUAAGGUCCUCCUCAAAGUCUUGGACCCCAGCCACAGAGACAUUUCUUUGGCAUUCUUUGAAACAGCAAGCAUGAUGAGACAGGUGUCUCACAAGCACAUCGUCCUCCUCCAUGGAGUCUGCGUCCGUGAUGUAGAAAAUAUCAUGGUUGAAGAGUUUGUUGAAUUUGGGCCUCUGGAUCUGUUCAUGCGUCGGAAGAGUGAAGUUCUGACAACUCCUUGGAAAUUCAAGGUUGCCAAGCAACUUGCAAGUGCCCUAAGCUACUUGGAGGAUAAGAAUUUGGUACAUGGAAAUGUGUGUACUAAAAACAUCCUACUGGCAAGAGAGGGAAUUGACACUGAAUACGGUCCUUUCAUAAAGCUGAGCGACCCAGGAAUACCAAUAACUGUGCUGUCCAGACAAGAAUGUGUUGAGCGAAUCCCCUGGAUUGCACCUGAAUGUAUUGAAGACUCCAAAAAUUUAAGCGUUGCAGCAGAUAAGUGGAGUUUUGGUACAACGCUGUGGGAAAUCUGCUAUAACGGAGAAAUACCACUGAAAGACAAGACGUUAGCAGAGAAGGAGAGGUUCUACGAGGGGCAUUUCGUGUUGGCAACACCAUCGUGCAAAGAACUAGCUGACCUGAUGAAGCAGUGCAUGAACUACGACGCCCAUCAGAGACCCUUCUUCAGAGCAAUCAUGAGAGACAUCAACAAACUGGAGGAGCAAAAUCCUGAUAUCGUCUCGGAGAAGAAGCCCUUUACAGAGGUCGAUCCCACGCUCUUUGAAAAACGAUUCUUGAAAAGAAUCCGUGAUUUGGGAGAGGGCCACUUUGGCAAGGUUGAACUCUGCAGAUACGACCCAGAAGGCGACAAUACAGGGGAGCAAGUGGCAGUUAAAUCUCUAAAGCCAGAGAGUGGAGGGAACCACAUCGCUGAUCUCAAGAAGGAAAUAGAAAUCUUGAGGAAUCUUUAUCAUGAGAACAUUGUCAAAUAUAAGGGAAUCUGCACAGAAGACGGAGGAAGCGGGAUUAAACUCAUCAUGGAAUUUCUUCCUUCUGGGAGCCUAAAGGAGUAUCUUCCCCGGAACAAGAACAAAAUCAAUCUCAAACAACUUCUCAAAUACGCAGUUCAGAUCUGCAAGGGAAUGGACUAUUUGGGCUCCCGUCAGUACGUGCACCGUGACUUAGCAGCCAGAAACGUCCUUGUUGAAAGUGAGAACAGAGUGAAGAUUGGAGACUUUGGUCUCACCAAAGCCAUCGAGACCGAUAAGGAGUACUACACUGUCAAAGACGACCUCGACAGCCCUGUUUUUUGGUAUGCUCCAGAAUGCUUGCUUCAGAGUAAAUUCUAUAUCGCCUCCGAUGUCUGGUCGUUUGGGGUGACACUGUAUGAAUUGCUUACCUACUGCGAUUCAGAGUCCAGUCCCAUGGCGGAGUUCUUGAAAAUGAUCGGCCCCACACAGGGACAGAUGACGGUAGCGCGGCUGGUGCGUGUCUUGCAAGAGGAAAAGCGUUUGCCACGUCCACCCAACUGCCCGGAGGAGGUGGACCAGCUGAUGCGGAAGUGCUGGAUAUUCAAGCAUGAUGAACGGACAACCUUUCACAAUCUGAUUCAAGGAUUUGAAACAAUUAUGAGUAAAAUGUAAUUAAUUUUUUUUUUAUACUGUCAGUACUUUAAAUGCGUGUCAAAGUAUAAAUGCCCAAGACCUUUCAUUUUUUUAACUACUGUAAUUUGUACUCUGACUGUGCUAAUGUGUUUAAAGGAUUCUUUUUCCAACAGUUUUCCUUUUUAAUUUUAGUCAACAGUUGGAUCAAAUUAAUUAAAAGGUAUGGCAGAAACAAUAGCUUCAACUCCUUUUGCUGCUGUUAUUGCAAGGCAGUUUUAUCUUUGUCCGAUUAUGGUCUCGCUACAAUUUGAACGACCCUGAUGACUGUGAACUGAAAGGGCAGUGUCAAAAAAUGCUGCAGUUCUUAGUGCAAUCUGUAGCGUUUAAAACAAGUCUGCUGCACAUGCUCAUCCCUUGGGUAACUGAACUAGUGAACAUAAGACACCUUGAUACAUUAAUGUAAUUAUUUUUAUGGGGUUUUGAGAAAGUUUUAAAACAAGUUUGGCUGACAAAAUAUCCUUCACGUGCACUUAAAAUUUAGUAACAAAAAAACCGCAAUUCUGGCAUAAGAAACCAGAGAAGGCAAAAUAAUCCGCUCGUCUUAACCAGUCUGUGGUUCUGAGCUCUUACCUAUAUUAAAAAAAAAAAAAAAAAUCGCUUGACUCUCAUGUUCAAAAAACCAACAAAGCAAAAAAGCACGUCCCAAUGUGUAUAGUUACGCAUUUCAUUGAGAAACCCAGUUUCUGGAUAAAGCUCCUCGCUUUGCCUAACUCAGCCCUCCCCGCCCGCAUUACACGUUUCUACCCGCUGAAGCUUCCACCGUUUGUGUAGCUAUGGAACGUGUAAGCACCACGCUCUUCAGCUUGUGCCGCAAGUGAACUACACUGCGGUCAAACUGAUUACACACUUCGGGGAUAGAAAAGAACACAAAUCCUUAUACAGAGUCUGGGGGAGCGCUCCCUAAGAGAGAGAAUCGUUAUCUAAAGGAGAGGUCUGGGCAAGCAAGGCAGCGUCCAUAGGAGAGGCGAACACCACCUGGAACAUGUGAAACAGUCUCUUUGUUACCAGGGGUGUACAUCACAUCAUGCUCAUUUUUUUUUGGUCAAUGAUUUCCCUGGCGAGCAUGUUAACUCAUUUUAGCAGUUCUGUAAAGCCAUUCAUUGGGCCUGAGAUGAUGAGACUUUAAGUAAGUAACAGCAUUGGCCUUUACUUAAUUGGACUUACAGACUCAAACCAUGCACUUGCGCGGUAUUCCAUUAACCAAAGGGAAAGCCAGCGGGGCCAGACUGGGACCAUGGAUGUUUUAUUAUUGUCAGGACCAGAUUUAGCAUUUAAAGUGUAAGCAAGGCAAGCCAGGGCACUGCACUCUUGUUUUGUAAACCUGUCAAGCUUCGAUAAACAGUGGUUUAACUGGAAACCUUUUGCUGAACCAUGUCCUAGAACUUGGGCGAUGAUAACGUUUUUCCUACCACACCUGGAUUCUGAAAAUGCUUUGAGGAGAUGAUAGAUACUCAGUUCUGGCAAUAACAGAAAGAUGUCUUUAAAUAUAUAUCUAUAUAUAUAUAUAUA
Molecule: messenger RNA, 5015 nt
Organism: Egretta garzetta (little egret)
Lineage: Eukaryota; Metazoa; Chordata; Aves; Pelecaniformes; Ardeidae
Gene: JAK1
Product: Janus kinase 1
Biological process (GO): cell differentiation; intracellular signal transduction; tyrosine phosphorylation of STAT protein
Cellular component (GO): cytoskeleton; cytosol; membrane
Molecular function (GO): cytokine receptor binding; ATP binding; non-membrane spanning protein tyrosine kinase activity
Source: RefSeq, a predicted model, not a curated record